GAUUCAAGAACAGACUCCAAUUUUCAAAUGUUUAUCUCAAAAACAAAUAAGGGCGCUGGCCACAGCUCAAGCAGUGCAAAAGAAGGAGGAGAAAGCAGACAAAGCGCCAGCAAAGGAAUCGCAGUCGUUUGUGAUGAACUUGUUCCGAGGCUCCCUGCAGACUAGUCAGGUCUUCCCUUACCCGGAAGUACUCAAUGAAGAACAAACCGAUACCUUGAGAAUGCUCGUCGAGCCCUCAGCUAAAUUCUUUGAUGAAGUGAAUGACCCAGCCAAGAACGACACGGCUGAGAAGGUGGACGAGAACACGCUGGCUGGUCUGUGGGAGUUGGGGCUGUUUGCCCUGCAGGUGCCGCAGGAGUUGGGGGGUCUCGGCCUCAACAACACCCAGUACGCUCGACUUGUCGAAAUUGUCGGCGCACAUGACUUGGGUGUCGGCAUCACACUUGGUGCCCAUCAGUCCAUUGGAUUCAAGGGUAUUUUGUUGUUUGGAACGCCAGAACAAAAGCAGAAAUACUUACCAAGGGUAUCUACCGGGAAAGAAUUCGCCGCUUUCUGUCUUACGGAGCCUUCAUCGGGAAGUGACGCAGGAUCAAUCAGGACUCGCGCUGUCCUCUCACCAGACGGAAAGCACUUUGUUCUCAAUGGAAGCAAAAUUUGGAUCAGUAAUGGAGGAUUCGCUGAGGUCAUGACAGUGUUUGCUCAGACUCCUAUUAAGGAUGAAGCCACAGGUAAAGAAGUGGACAAGGUGACGGCAUUUAUAGUUGAGCGUUCGUUUGGUGGCGUGACGUCAGGACCCCCCGAAAAGAAGAUGGGCAUCAAAGCAUCGAACACGGCCGAAGUGUAUUACGAAGACGUCAAGAUUCCCGUCGAAAAUGUGCUCGGAGGAGUUGGACAGGGAUUCAAAGUUGCGAUGAACAUCCUGAACAACGGUCGGUUCGGUAUGGCGGCGGCGCUGUCGGGCACAAUGCGUGCGGUGACCAAGAAGGCGGUGGAGCACGCGACCACUCGCAUCCAGUUCGGCCGGCGCAUCGACUCGUUCGGCACCAUCCAGGAGAAGCUGGCUCGCAUGGCCAUGCUGCACUACGUCACCGAGAGUGUCGCCUACAUGCUCUCCGGAAACAUGGACUCCGGAUCCGUCGACUACCAUCUUGAAGCUGCCAUUUCAAAGGUGUUUGCAUCUGAAGCAGCGUGGUACGUUACAGAUGAGGCAAUUCAAAUCCUUGGAGGAAUGGGCUUCAUGAAAGAUACGGGUCUGGAGAGAGUUAUGAGAGAUCUGAGAAUUUUCAGAAUAUUUGAAGGAACCAAUGAUAUCCUUAGAUUGUUUGUCGCUCUCACAGGUAUCCAGUACGCUGGAGGCCACUUGAGAGAAUUGCAGAAAGCCUUCAAGAACCCAGCCGCCCAUCUGUCACUGAUCAUGAAGGAAGUUACCGAACGAGGACUGCGUACCGUUGGUCUCGGCACUAAACCCUCUCUUGAUAAUGUUGUUCAUCGACAACUCCAGUCUUCGGGUGCUCUUCUUGCUAAGAACGUGUUCCUGUUUGGGGACGCAGUGGAGAAGAUGCUGAUGAAGUACGGUCGUAACGUGGUGGAUGAGCAGUUCCUGCUGAACCGACUUGCGGCGGCCGCCAUUGACACAUACACCAUGGCUAUCGUCCUGUCACGUGCCUCGCGCUCCCUCGACCUCGGCCUCCCCUCUGCCGAGCACGAGGUCCUCAUGACCGAAGUCUGGUGCUCUGAGGCUUCGCAAAGAGUCUUCCAAAAUCUAUCCAUGCUCAGCUCCUCAUCUUCAAAGGAUAACUUCAAGAAACUUGGACAAAUCGCUCAGAACGUGUGCAACAACGGUGGAUUUGUCCAAUCAAACCCACUCAAUUUCUAAACACCUUCAAUCAAUUCAAAAUCGGUGAAAGUAAUGACAGAUGCUGUCGUUGAAGUUUUCCAUAAUUUUUCAAAUUCAUUUAAAAUUUAUCACUCAUUGGUGCUUGUAUCAUCUCAUUUUUAUCCUGCAGAUAAAUUGAGAUAGGCUUAUGAAUAGGGCUCAUUGAAUUAAUGUUUUUCAUAGCUCACAAACAUCGUUCAUCCAACUUUAUUUUCAUGAUUGCUUCAAACAUGUUAUAUCUUAUUAUUUAUUCUUUUUGUUAUUAAUUUAUUAUUGUUAAUUUAGGCGAAAUAUUGGAAAUUUUAUGAGAUUGAGACACAAGAUUUACCUUGAUUUUUUUGUUGGACUCAUCUAUUUUAACUUGCGCACAACUUUUUCAAGUUCUUCAUUGAUAUUAGAUAUCUAAUAAAAUCAUUUAUAAUUUAUAGUAAAUUUCUUCUUUUGAAACUAAACCAUCCAACAACAAUUGUGUUCAGUCUAUUUAGGACAAUUUACAGGUCUUACAAACUCAAAAUAUUCUAAAUCUUAAAAAUGCAAGAUUCAAUGCAAUUGACAUUUUAUAACUGUACAUAUUAAUAAUAAUCGGCUACCAUCUAAUGUAGUUUAUUGUAUACACAUAAUAUAAACUAAGACCAUUAUAUUAUUAUUAGUCAAAUUUUUACAUUGAUGUUGUGAACUUGAAAAUGAAUAUUGUAUCAGAUUUACUGAUGAAUUAAAUAGAAACGUCAAAGCUUUUAUAAUUAUCAGUAUUAGGGAUUUCAUUAUGUGAUCAUAGAAUCUGUAAAUCAAUCAUUUACUGUCAAAUUGUAUUUUUAUAGAAUAAAAAUUCAAAUAAAGUUUGA
Messenger RNA from Nilaparvata lugens (brown planthopper), 2718 nucleotides. It is a transcript of the gene Acadvl, whose product is annotated as very long-chain specific acyl-CoA dehydrogenase, mitochondrial. The transcript has 11 exons. Bases 134 to 1876 code for a protein of 580 amino acids. Gene Ontology annotation, molecular function: flavin adenine dinucleotide binding; fatty-acyl-CoA binding; very-long-chain fatty acyl-CoA dehydrogenase activity. Lineage: Eukaryota; Metazoa; Arthropoda; Insecta; Hemiptera; Delphacidae. The record is from RefSeq and is a predicted model, not a curated record.